AUGGGGGCCAAGCAGUCAAGGGGUCAUUCCAAGGACAAGGAUCCCCAAAGAAUAUGGCUGCUGGGGAGAAGGCAGAAGUUGUCCCCGUGGGAUGAUGCCCUUCUCAAUGGAAGAGAUCCGAGGUCCCUGCUGAAGCACGGCAUGCGCCAUAUCACCUUCAGCCUGGUCACCAAAGGGAUGACAGAUGUCCCCGACUUUCUAUGGGGCCUGCCUGAGGUCCAGAAGCUCAAUCUGUCCCACAACCAGCUCAGGAUUCUCCCUCCUGAAGUGGGGAAGCUGACUCGGAUCGUGGUCCUGAACUUGAGUGGGAACUGUCUGAAGACGCUGCCUGGAGAACUGAGCCUCCUCAAGAGCAUGAAGGUCCUAUUUGUCAACAUGAACUGCCUGACCGAGAUGCCGCCGGAGCUGAGCUCCUGCAAACACCUGGAAGUGUUGAGCUUGUCCCACAACUGCCUUGCCCAGCUGCCUGCCAGCUUUGCGGACCUCUCGAGCCUGCGGAAGCUGAACCUCAGCAACAACUCCUUCGCUCACCUCCCCAUAUGCGUGUUUUCCUUGAAGCAGCUGGACUUCUUGCACGUGGGCUCCAAUCGACUGGAAAACAUCGCCGAGAGCAUCCAGUGCCUGGCAAGCCUGCAGAUCUUCAUCGCAGAGAGUAACAACAUCCAUUCCUUCCCCAGGUCGCUCUGCUUAGUCACCAGCCUGGAGCUGCUAAACUUAAAUGACAACGACAUCCAGACCCUGCCAGAGGAACUCUACCUUCUGGGGAGACUGGCAAGGAUUGCUUGGAACCCCAUGGACAAGGGGCUCCAUAUUUCCCAUAACCCUUUAUCCAAGCCCCUGCCUGAGCUGAUAGAGGGUGGUCUAGAGGUGCUUUUCAGCUACCUGAAGGACAAAAACCGCCACUAA
Echinops telfairi (small Madagascar hedgehog) is the source of this 906-nucleotide messenger RNA. RefSeq names its product leucine rich repeat containing 30 (gene LRRC30). NCBI's taxonomy places the organism in Eukaryota, Metazoa, Chordata, Mammalia, Afrosoricida, Tenrecidae. The coding region runs from base 1 to 906 and encodes 301 amino acids. The record is from RefSeq and is a predicted model, not a curated record. Gene Ontology annotation, molecular function: protein binding. The transcript has a single exon.